Chenopodium quinoa (quinoa) is the source of this 591-nucleotide messenger RNA. RefSeq lists its product as uncharacterized. Bases 1 to 591 code for a protein of 196 amino acids. The record is from RefSeq and is a predicted model, not a curated record. The transcript has a single exon. Lineage: Eukaryota; Viridiplantae; Streptophyta; Magnoliopsida; Caryophyllales; Amaranthaceae.
AUGAACAGCACAAUAGUAGCAGCAAAUUUCAUGGCAUCCACCUCUUUAACCUUAAGCUCUUUGAUUAGCGCAUGGAUCGGAAGCUCCUCAAGCAAUGAAGCAGUUGGAAGAAUAAUCUAUGGAGAUACAAGACAGCCAAUCUCUUCCAUAAAAUACAUCAGCAUCCUCUUAUUUUUCUUGAUUGCUUUUGCGUCUUUCAUCCAAUCUUCAAAGUGUUAUGUGCACGCCAAUCUCCUCUUGAGUAUGCCAAAGGCCGUUGUCCCUGAAGACUUUGUUGUCGAGGACUUAAUUCACGGUUCAAAUUUCUGGCAGGUUGGCUUAAGGGCGAUUUACUUUGCUAUAACAAUGUUGAUGUGGAUAUUCGGUCCAAUUCCUAUGUUUCUUUCCUCAGCUGCAAUGGUGGCAGUUUUGUAUGUUCUUGAUGUAAAUCAUAAGCACUUGCAUGACUUUAACGAGUCAAGCGAGAAAGGAGAGGGAAAGAAAUCUGUAGUAGGGCCUUUCGAGAAUCACGAAAUGGCUAAUGGUAGUUGUGAACUCCAUGCUACUGCAAUUAACACAGCAGUUCUGCCUUCUGUUGUUGCUUGUUUAUAA